Messenger RNA from Ahaetulla prasina, 2957 nucleotides. RefSeq names its product vav guanine nucleotide exchange factor 1 (gene VAV1). Gene Ontology annotation, biological process: cell migration; regulation of GTPase activity; intracellular signal transduction. Gene Ontology annotation, molecular function: protein binding; guanyl-nucleotide exchange factor activity. The transcript has 27 exons. Bases 88 to 2622 code for a protein of 844 amino acids. Gene Ontology annotation, cellular component: cytoplasm. NCBI's taxonomy places the organism in Eukaryota, Metazoa, Chordata, Lepidosauria, Squamata, Colubridae. The record is from RefSeq and is a predicted model, not a curated record.
GCUUCUCAUUGUCUUUCCCAGCUGCGAGGAAGGUGGUGGAAAACAGCUCUUCCAGCAGCCAAAGCAGCCACUUGGGGGUGGCGGGAGAUGGAACUGUGGAAGCAGUGUGCCCAAUGGCUCAUCCAGUGCCGGGUGUUGCCACCCAACCACAGAGUGACUUCGGAGGGGGCCCAGGUCUGUGAUUUGGCCCAGGCCUUGCGCGACGGUGUCCUCCUCUGCCAGCUUCUCAACAACCUCAUGCCUCAAGCCGUCAACCUUCGGGAAAUCAAUUUGCGCCCCCAAAUGUCCCAGUUCCUGUGCCUAAAGAAUAUCCGAACCUUCCUUGCUACCUGCUGUGAGAAGUUUGGUCUACGGAAAAGUGAUCUUUUUGAGGUUUUUGAUUUGUUCGACGUAAAAGAUUUUGCAAAGGUAAUUGAUGCUUUAUCAAUACUCUCAUGGACACAAGUUGCCCAAAAGAAAGGAUUCAUGCCAUUUCCCACAGAAGAGAGCAUUGCAGAUGAUGACAUCUACAGUGGUUUAUCAGAUCAAAUUGAUGACACUAUGGAGGAAGAUGAUGACCUUUAUGAUUGUGUUGAGAAUGAGGAAGAGGAAGGGGAUGAGAUCUACCAGGACCUGAUGAGAUCAGAGCCAAGUGUCACGCCACGAAUGACUGAACUCGAUAAGAGGAAAUGCUGCCUUCAGGAGAUCCAACAAACAGAAGAAAAAUACACAAGCACACUAGAAUCUAUUCACCAGCAUUUUAUGAAACCACUGCAAUUGUUCUUGCAACCUCAGGACCUUGAGAAUAUUUUUAUUAAUAUUGAGGAACUUUUGAAAGUUCAUCGGUGCUUUCUAGUGGAGCUGAAGAAUGCUUUGUCUUUUAGCCACUCUCAGAAUCUCUACCAAGUGUUUAUUAAGUACAAAGAACGAUUCUUGCUCUAUGGUCGCUACUGCAGUCAGAUAGAAGCAGCUACUAAAUACCUGGACCAAGUAUCGAAUAUUAGUGUGGAUGUGCGCAUGAAACUAGAGGAAUGUUCCCAACGGGCCAAUAACGGCCGGUUCAGCCUGCGCGAUCUCCUUAUGGUACCCAUGCAGCGGGUCUUGAAAUAUCAUCUCCUCCUUCAGGAGCUGAUCAAAUACACACUAGACCCAACUGAAAAGGAAAACCUGAGACAAGCGCUAGAUGCCAUGAGGGAUCUGGCUCAAUGUGUGAAUGAGGUCAAACGAGACAAUGAAACACUGAAACAAAUAACUAAUUUCCAACUUUCCAUAGAGAAUCUGUCACAAUCCCUGGCUCACUUUGGGAGGCCGAAAAUUGAUGGAGAGCUGAAGAUUAUUGCUGGAGAGAAGCGCUCCAAAUUAGACAGAUAUGGUUUUCUCCUGGAUAAAGCUCUGCUAAUCUGCAAGCGAAAAGGGGAUUCAUAUGAAAUGAAGUUAUUUGUUGAUCUGUGCAACUACCAAGUCCGAGAUGAUUCUUCUGCAGAAAAGGACAACAAGAAGUGGACUCAUAUGUUUGUUCUAAUUGAGCUUAAUGGAUUCUCGGGCUAUGAAUUGUACUUCAAGACGCGAGAGUUGAAAAAGAAGUGGAUGGAACAAUUUGAAAUGGCUCUCUCCAAUAUCUAUCCUGAAAAUGCCAAGGCCAAUAGACACGAAUUCUACAUGUAUUCGUUUGAAGAUACCACCUCAUGCAAAGCCUGCCAGAUGCUGCUGAGAGGAACCUUCUAUCAGGGCUAUCGUUGCAGCAAAUGCAGGUCACCUGCUCAUAAGGAAUGUCUUGGCCGGGUGUCACCAUGUGGAAAGUCCAGUUCAGGUGACUCUGGAUUUACUGUAAAAAAGAAUAAAUCCAACAGACACACAAUGGAAAGAGACAAAACAGAUCUAGGGUUGCCCAAACUGGAAGUCUGCCAGGAGUAUUAUGGUGUCCCUCCUCCACCAGUAGCAUUUGGUCCACCUCUGAAGCUCAGUGUAGGGGACAUUGUGGAACUGAACAAAGCUGAAGCAGAGCAGCUGUGGUGGCAGGGAAGGAACACAUCAAGCAAUGAAGUUGGCUGGUUCCCCUGUAGGAAAGUGAAGCCUUACAUCUCUAGUCCUCGUCCAGAUCUCUCAGUUUAUCUUUGGUAUGCGGGACCCAUGGAGCGGGCAGAAGCAGAACAAAUCCUUGCCAGCCGGUCAGAUGGAACUUACCUAGUGCGACAGAGAAUCAAAGAUGCAACUGAAUUUGCCAUCAGUAUCAAGUUCAAUGCUGAAGUCAAGCACAUUAAAAUCCAGACCAAGGAGGAGCUGUAUCGCAUUACAGAGAAGAAAGCCUUCAAAGGACUUGUAGAGUUGGUGGAGUUCUACCAAGAAAAUUCCUUGAAGGAUUGUUUUAAGACUCUUGAUACGGUUCUGCAGUUUUCUUUCAAAGAGCCAGAAAGUAAAAUAGGAUCCAAGCCACCUGGGAAAAGUCUCAAGUACUUUGGCUCAGCCAAGGCUCGCUAUAAUUUCUGUGCACGAGAUCGGACUGAAUUGUCCUUGUCAGAGGGAGACAUCAUAAAGAUUCUCAAUAAGAAAGGACAGCCAGGAUGGUGGAAAGGAGAGAUCUAUGGUCGAAUUGGCUGGUUCCCAGCAAAUUAUGUAGAAGAGGAUUAUUCAGAAUAUUGCUGAGAUCACCACAUUCAGUGCAGCAUCUUUUCUCAUGUGCAAAAACUAUUAUUUAUGAACUUUUUUUUCCUCCUGCCUUUUCAUCACCCAUCAGAUUCAUCACCCACCAGAUCCUGCCUACCACCACCACCCCAUUACAUGUUCUUGUCUAAUAAACUGGAUACUGUAGAAAUAACAUCCUGGUAAAGUGUGUGUCUAUGCCUGUUCUAAAGAGAAAAGAACAUUGUAAGAAUUCACAAUACAGAAACUAUUUCCUUUAAAAUCUCAAAAUUACUCAUAAGAACAAGUAGGUUCCUUUUGGAUAUCUAUAGCAACUGCAUACUCCAGCAUGUAAUUCU